Molecule: messenger RNA, 1911 nt
Organism: Penicillium verrucosum
Lineage: Eukaryota; Fungi; Ascomycota; Eurotiomycetes; Eurotiales; Aspergillaceae
Product: exonuclease V
Exons: 2
Coding region: 1-1911 (636 amino acids)
Biological process (GO): interstrand cross-link repair
Cellular component (GO): nucleus; mitochondrion
Molecular function (GO): single-stranded DNA 5'-3' DNA exonuclease activity
Source: RefSeq, a predicted model, not a curated record
AUGUCCUGCCCAGAGAGAAAUGAGGAUGAAUCUGACUACGGAUCCGACUUCACUCCAGAUGAAGAGGAUCUGCUGAACCAUUUGUUGAACAAAGCCGCCGCGGAACACGCGACCGACGCCAACGCCACUUUCAACUCGACACCAACCUGGAUCCCGACCCCAACGCCGAUCGAACACAUCACCGCGCCAAAAUCCCCGGAACUCGUUGAUCUUGAGACUUUGCAACCGGAAGCUCGAGUAGCACUCGUAGAUAUCGAGGAUGGCUUUGAGCCAGCUAGCGUCCGGUCGCCUAAGGUGCUGGGUCGGGAAGGGCAUCGCUCACCAUGGCGGCAGUCGCAGUCUCGACCAGGUCAGGCCGUUAGAUGGGGUCCGAGUGCGAGUGCAAUGGGGAGGUCAAGUCCGUAUGCUGGCAACAGCAACAGGCACAGCCCGUUUGGUAUGCUUUUUCAUCUUUCCUUUUACUCUUCGCCGUUGAUCGUCCACAUUUUCCCCAAUGGAUUGGUCCCAUUACAUCCAACCCGAAUUGAGCUGACGACAUCUUCUCCCAAGCGUUUAGUCGAGAACUCAAAUUCAACCGAGGGCCGAGUAAAGGAACGCGAGCGCAAUGCAGCGCGCGCGCUCGAAUGGACACAACAGGAUCCCGAAGCCGCGGCGCUCGAUACUCGAUCCCCCGUCGAACGGUUUCGGCAAGCGCCCAAUAAAGCAUUCUCGGUGACCGAUCUCGUUUCCCCAGCUUGGUGCGAGCUGCAGUAUUGGUUCACGUUGACCAAACAUGGGGGGCAGAAGAAGAGGACUGCUGCGAUGAAGAAGGGGAGUUCCAUGCACAAGACCCUUGAGGAUGAGAUCUACACUACUGUCCCCGUGGAAAUCACGACUAAAGAGGAUGCGUGGGGUCUCAGGGUCUGGAAUGUCAUCCAGGGACUGCGUAUGCUGCGUGAAUAUGGUGUUACGCGUGAGAUGGAGGUUUGGGGCGUUGUCGAUGGGGAAUUUGUCAAUGGCAUUAUUGAUCAGUUGUCCUAUGAGUGUCCGGACUCGGACCUCGAGGCUACUGCUGCUGGGUACUAUGCGGAUGUUGUAGCAUCGCGUGCUGCGCUGCCGGAGUAUCAGAUGUCCCUGUCGGACUUUUUGCUUUCUUCUUCGCAAGGUGGGAUGAAGCUUUCAGACUUUGGUCAGAGUGAGACCGAGCAAACGGGGCACGUUGAGCAGGAACUGCCUGCGGCGGUCUAUGACCUACCCCGGAUUUAUCUGACAGACGUGAAGACUAAGGGUAACCGAUCACUACCGAAUGUCAAAAGCACGGGGUUUCGGCCUACUCUUCUCCAGCUGCAGCUCUACUACCACAUGCUCAAUCGGCUGAUCACGAGCGACGAUGUAACCAUCGACCUCCUCGCCGCUCGUUAUGACUUCGACGCCGAGAAGCCGUUCACGAACGCCUUCGUCUCGGAGGUUGGCGGCCUGAACGACCAGUACUUCGAUGCGCUCUCCUCACAAGAAUCCGAACAUAAUGAAGGUCCUUCUAUUGGUAGCCAGGACUCAACCGGCAUCCUCCUAAAACACAACAACCUCUCCAGUCUUUGGAUUUCCCAGCCAGAGCUCUUGGAGCCUUACUCAACCCUCCUCUCGCCGGUGCUCACAGCUCGGUACCUCUCAUCUGCCGCCAACGAAGACGCAAAGAGACAGCUCAUCGGAAGCCGAUCUUUCCUUUUCGAUCCGACAUCCCUCACCUCCCACCUCAACGACCAGAUGACCUGGUGGCGCGGCAAGCGGGAUCCCCGCGGCGUGGAUAUCAUGGACGCGUGGAAAUGUCGGAUCUGCGAGUUCCGCGACGAGUGCUCUUGGCGCGAAGAGCGUGAGAUGGCUUAUGCAAGACGGGGUGGAGGUCGGAGAGCUGGGCCCAUUGCGGAUAUAUGA